UGUUUUUUAUUUAUUAUUGAAUAAUGUGAGUGACUGUUUGAUAAAUACUAGUUAAGAUUGCUAUUCAAAAUACCAUUAAACUCAAAGAAUUUUUGAUAAAAAAACUGUUACGGUUGAUUGAACCUCCAAAAUUUAUACUAUUUAUGAUCAAAGGAUCUUUUAGAGGCACUGGGAAGUAUUCUUUUUCUUAUCUCUUUACAUGAGCCUUUAUUCGUGACAAGCUGAUGAAGACUUUGAAGCAAUGCUGAUUCAGAAAACCACGUAGUCCUUUAUUUCUUCAUUCUAUAAAUUGCAUCCCCCAAUGGAUUUUGGAGCAAAGAGCACGCCUUAGGAAUCUCAAGAACUUGAAGCAGGAGAGGAAGUGAGGAGAAUCUGUUAUUCAGAAUGAAGAAUCAAAGCCAGGGUUCAGUCAUAGGUUUUCCUAUUAGAUCUGUGACGGGAAAACCUUCCAUUAAUGAGCCAAUUGUUGCAUACAGUCCUAUACAAUACGGCACAUCUCAUCUCAAGCAAAAGAGAUUGGAGUCCAUCAUUGACCUGAUGAACAAGUUCAGAAGAAAAGCUGAUAAUCUUGCGCAAGGCAUCAGAGAUCAUGUAAGCUUGGGACCAGGAGUCUCUGAAACUGUGAAAGGGAAGUUAAAGUUGGGCACGAGGAUUCUUCAAGCAGGAGGAAUUGAGCGGGUAUUCAGAAAAAGUUUUGCAGUUGUUGAGGGUGAAAAGCUGGUUAAGGCAUUCCAGUGCCAUCUUUCAACAACGGCUGGUCCCAUUCCAGGACUCCUCUUCAUUUCAACAGAGAAGAUUGCUUUCCUUAGUGACCGAUCUCUGGUGUUCAGAUCACCUAAAGGAAAUGUUGCCAGGAUUCCUUACAAGGUACUGAUUCCACUGAGAAGGAUAAAAGGUGUAAAUCCAAGUGAAAAUUCUAACAAGCCAAAUCAUAAGUAUAUUCAGAUUGAAACUACUGAUGAUUUUGAGUUUUGGUUCAUGGGAUUUGUUUGUUAUCAAAGAUCGUUUAAGAUUUUGAAGCUAGCAACAUCAGAAUCACAAAUGGGCAUUUUGAAGUUAAAAGGAUGAAGAUUAAGAUUAGGAUUUAUGUACAUGAAAAUAGAGAAGUGAGAUAAAAAAUAAAAAAUAAAAAAUAAAAAAAAAUCUUGUUACUGGCGAUGAGAUUCCUCAUUAUUUAGAGCGGUCAUCUUGUUGCCAUCCUUCAAGUUUUGAGUUAUCAUCUCUAUUUGUACAGCUUCGUCGUAGUAGUAUUGAAAGGAAUUUUCCUAGUGAAAUGUUUGUUUUCCUUCGUUUAAA
Dendrobium catenatum is the source of this 1296-nucleotide messenger RNA. Its product is annotated as GEM-like protein 7. Lineage: Eukaryota; Viridiplantae; Streptophyta; Magnoliopsida; Asparagales; Orchidaceae. The record is from RefSeq and is a predicted model, not a curated record. The coding region runs from base 385 to 1068 and encodes 227 amino acids. The transcript is spliced from 5 exons.